Messenger RNA from Ceratina calcarata, 594 nucleotides. It is a transcript of the gene CPF2, whose product is annotated as cuticular protein CPF2. The transcript is spliced from 3 exons. The coding region runs from base 101 to 430 and encodes 109 amino acids. NCBI's taxonomy places the organism in Eukaryota, Metazoa, Arthropoda, Insecta, Hymenoptera, Apidae. The record is from RefSeq and is a predicted model, not a curated record.
UUUACAAAGGCCUGCAUAUAAAUAGGCUGACAGGAUCACCGAAUGCAUUCAAUUCGUUCGUUGCUUCCUGGACGUCGAACAAAUCCAUCUACCCUUCAUCAUGUUCAGACAGCUACUUAUUUGCGGUUGCUUGCUGGCGGUCCUGGCGGUCGCACAAGCUGGCGUGAUAGCGGGUGGUUUGCUCGGGCCCGCGGCGGUCGCAGUGCAGCCAGCGGCAGCCACGGUCGCGAUACCAUCCAUCGCAACAUCCACCUCUAAUUUGAUUCGGGGUAUUGGUAACUUAGCUCCUGGACUUCUCGCACCUGGACUUAUCGCACCUGGAUUGACCACCGCAUACGGUAUUGCCUCUCCGGCUAUCACCGCUGCCGGCUUACCUUUGGGUCUUAAUGGUUUGGCAUUGAACGGGCUAGGUGCCGUCAAGGUUAUCUAAGGCUGUCUAAAAACCGACUCGAAGAAAUUCGAAAGCAAGAUUUUACAUCGCCAUCGAUCACGAGAUAUACAACGUCCCUGUCGGUCGCGAAUCAUUCCGAACGAUUUACUUUCACGAAAUGUAAUAAUCGAAUAUUCAAUAAAUAUAACAGUCGUCUACGUCUA